Messenger RNA from Annulohypoxylon truncatum, 1168 nucleotides. RefSeq lists its product as uncharacterized. The transcript is spliced from 3 exons. NCBI's taxonomy places the organism in Eukaryota, Fungi, Ascomycota, Sordariomycetes, Xylariales, Hypoxylaceae. The record is from RefSeq and is a predicted model, not a curated record. The coding region runs from base 258 to 785 and encodes 175 amino acids. Gene Ontology annotation, biological process: regulation of DNA-templated transcription. Gene Ontology annotation, cellular component: nucleus. Gene Ontology annotation, molecular function: transcription coregulator activity; DNA binding.
UGCACGCGUCCCUUCCUCUCUAAAGUAGAACCCCAACUACCUCCUGGUCGCAAAAGUAAUUCCUACCUUUUAAAUUAUUUUUUCCCUUCACCUUCUUCUCUUCACUCAACACAAUCAAUAUCCUUUUCACGCAAUCUGAUAAAUUUUCCGAUUUUUUUCAACUCAAUCAAUCCGUGGCUUGAUUUUUUUCGAGUUUUUAUCUCUUCGCACGAAUCACAUCACUCCUUACUAAUUCACGCUCACCACCAAUCAUUGCGAUGGCACCCACAAGGCCAGCGCGUGCCGCGGCCAAGGAGAAUGGCACGACAACGGAAGCUGCAGCAACUACCGGUGAUGCUCCCGUGAAACGUGGACGCGGUCGUCCUCCCAAGAACGGCAUCGGGCCUCAGGAGAAGCCAGUUCCCACGGGCCGCCCUCGUGGUCGUCCUAAGGGAACUGGUGGCGUGAAGAAGGCCACCAAAGCUGCACCGCCCAAGGCGGCUACCAGAAGUACAACCGGUCGACGAGGUCGUCCUCGCAAAUCUGACGUGCCGGCCGUUACUACUCCCAAGAAAACUGCUGCGACUCCUAAGUCCGCGUCCAAGUCUGCUAGCACCGGAAAGGGACGUGGUAGACCUCGCAAGAACUCGGCUCCUGUCGCCGCAGAAGAGGAGGAAGAGGAGGAAGAGUCUGAGGAGAAGGGUGAAGAAGAAGCCGCCGUUAAUGACGAAGUCGCGAUGGACGAAGCUGCCGACGACGACAAUGCCGCAGAAGACGACGACGUGCCCAAUCCAGAGGAUGAUUAGGAUAACGAAGUGGCCGCCUCAUACGUUGGGGGCCUACUCGCAAGUGCUUUCCGACGGUUUAGUAGUGUGAGAAGCACACCAAAUACUCCUAGACGCUAAGGCUGCCAUGUUUCUUUUCUAUUGCUACGAAGCAAAUUCACAUCGAUCUUCCGCGGGAGCUGUGCGCGGUUGCGGGCACAUUUGUGUCAUAGGAGAGGGAGUCUUUGGUGAUUAGCUGAAUGGGAUGGCGUUAGUUGUGAGCAAUGGGACCGAACACGUAAUUCCGAAACAGCAAUCGCUCACUGGUUCGCAAUGGUUAUUACUAGGACUGAUUUCGGGAUGCUCAUAGGUCUCUUCAUGAUUUCGGAAGAAAAAGAACAGUACGAAAAUAAUUUUGGACCGCC